Messenger RNA from Archocentrus centrarchus (flier cichlid), 4175 nucleotides. It is a transcript of the gene dclk2a, whose product is annotated as doublecortin-like kinase 2a. NCBI's taxonomy places the organism in Eukaryota, Metazoa, Chordata, Actinopteri, Cichliformes, Cichlidae. Gene Ontology annotation, molecular function: protein kinase activity; ATP binding. The transcript is spliced from 17 exons. The record is from RefSeq and is a predicted model, not a curated record. The coding region runs from base 562 to 3432 and encodes 956 amino acids. Gene Ontology annotation, biological process: protein phosphorylation; intracellular signal transduction.
AAUAGAGAGCAUUAGGACCCCGAGGCGUGGAAGGCUUCCCCCUCCGUCUCAUUAUCCAUUGAUUUGACAGCUUGCUCUGGCGACCAGUUAGAGAAAAGGAUGCGAGGAGGAGGCGGCUUUAGUGCGGCGUGCCGAACUUUUCUAAAAUUUCGUGGCUGUUUGCAGGACAACAGAGAUUCACUGCGAUGUCUGUUAACACAGCUGCCCAUUAUUCGACACACGUUCAACUGGAUAGCUGAUCCCGAGCUGGCGUGUGGAUUAUUGCUCCUGCUGUGGGGUUUUUUUUUUUUUGGUAGAUAGAUAAACCAGUUUAACGGAUCGAUCUGAUAAGAUUCAGGUUCAACGGACUGAGGGGCCAUAUCCUGGCUUUCUUUUUUGUUUUGUUUUUUCAUUUUGGAGCUGUCGGUCGGUGCAGCUUUACACUUAAAGCUGAGACCGGGGACGCACACAUGUAGGCUGCAGUCUCCGCUUGGCUCCUCGAUCCCUCAGCUCUCUCCGGAUAAAAGUUGGUAUCCCGUGUGGGAUAGCGUUUGAUAGCGGAUAGAUAAAGUGAGAGACAAUAUGUCGCUAAGCAGAAGUAUUGAAUUUGAACAUUUUGAGGAGCGAGACAAACCGCACCGGCCACCGAGGACCAAUUCGGGGUCCGGGUCUCAGUGUGGCUCAAGAGGCAACGGGCUGGUCCCCAGCCCCGCGCACAGUGCGCACUGUAGUUUCUACCGCACACGCACUCUCCAGUCCCUUACAUCCGAGAAAAAGGCCAGGAAGGUGCGCUUUUAUCGCAAUGGUGACAAGUAUUUCAAAGGUUUGGUGUAUGCCGUAUCUAACGACCGGUUCAGAUCCUUGGAUGCCCUCCUCAUGGAGCUCACACGGUCCCUGUCAGACAACGUCAACCUUCCUCAAGGAGUCCGGACGUUGUACACGCUGGAUGGGGGCAGGAAGAUCACCAGCCUGGACGAGCUAGUAGAGGGAGAGAGUUAUGUGUGCGCCUCCAAUGAACCCUUCAGACGUGUGGACUACACCAAGAACGUGAACCCCAACUGGUCAGUGGGCAGCAAGACCAGCACGUCCCGCUCCCUCUCCUCUCUCUUCCCACUCAAGAGUGAGCCGCAGCGGGAAUCCAAGGACUUCAUCAAACCCAAGUUAGUCACGGUCAUCCGCAGCGGCGUCAAGCCCCGCAAGGCAGUUCGGAUUCUGCUCAACAAGAAAACGGCACACUCCUUUGAGCAGGUGCUCACCGACAUCACAGACGCUAUCAAGUUGGACUCCGGCGCUGUAAGGAGACUGUACACACUGGAAGGCAAGCAGAUUACCUGCCUGCAGGACUUCUUCGGGGAUGAUGAUGUUUUCAUAGCGUGUGGUCCAGAGAAGUUUCGCUAUGCCCAAGACGACUUUGUGCUGGAUCACAGUGGUAAGGCUUCCACAGCCUUUGCAACUGAAUGCAGAGUGCUAAAGUCGUCGUACAGCCGCUCUGCUACCCCAAACCGGACCGCUAAAAGCCCUGGAGUUUCACGACGCAGCAAGUCCCCAGCUGCAGCAAGGCGACCCGUCUACUUCUCCACCAGUCAGUCCCCAGUCAAGUCCCCAGUAAAUGGUAUCUCAACCCACAAGUCCACCAAGUCCUCCACUCCAUCCCCCACCAGCCCCCGAACCACUCCCACUUUUAAGAUCCUUCCAUCACAUCACCACUCCGCCCCAAAUGUAAAUGGCUCAUUGAACAAUCAUCAGGAGCAAAGCAAUCAGCUGAGUCCAGAAGUUAAUGGGAACCAGCACUCGCACGCCUCGAGCAUCUGUGAAAAAUACAAGAUUGGCAAAGUCAUUGGAGAUGGCAACUUUGCUGUGGUCAAAGAGUGUGUGGAGAGGUCCACGGGGAAAGAAUUUGCCCUGAAGAUUAUUGACAAGACAAAGUGCAGCGGAAAGGAGCACCUCAUAGAGAGUGAAGUCGCUGUGCUGCGGAAGGUGAAACACCCCAACAUCAUCAUGUUGAUUGAGGAGGUGGACACUCCUUCUGAACUGUACCUGGUUAUGGAGCUCGUGAAGGGAGGGGAUUUAUUUGACGCCAUCACCUCCUCGGCCAAAUACACAGAGAGAGAUGCCAGCAUCAUGGUCUACAACCUCGCUGGAGCUCUGAAGUACCUGCACAGCAUAAACGUUGUGCACAGAGACAUUAAACCAGAGAAUCUACUGGUUUUUGAGUACCCAGAUGGCACCAAAUCACUGAAACUUGGAGACUUUGGCCUAGCUACAGUAGUUGAGGGACCCUUGUAUACUGUAUGUGGCACUCCUACAUAUGUGGCUCCAGAAAUCAUUGCUGAGUCAGGUUAUGGUCUGAAGGUGGAUAUCUGGGCUGCAGGUGUCAUCACCUACAUCCUGCUGUGCGGCUUCCCUCCAUUUAGAAGUGACAAUAAUCAGCAAGAGGACCUGUUUGACCAGAUCCUACGAGGUCGACUGGAUUUUCCCAGUCCUUACUGGGACAACAUCACUGACUCAGCUAAGGAGCUGAUUGGAAAGAUGCUGCAGGUCAACUCUGAGGCUCGAUACACAGCACAGGAUAUCCUCUCACAUCCAUGGGUCACGGAUGAUGCAAUCAUGGAGAACAACAUGAAGAUGGAGGUGACAGGUAAACUGAAGACGCACUUUAACACUGCGCCAAAGCACAGCACCACCACAGCUGGGGUGUCGGUCAUCAUGAACACGGCGCUAGAUAAGGAGACCUUUCAGCUCACAGGUCGUUGUUGUCCAGGGCCACAGGCGGUGCCACGUUCACCAACCUCGGAUGGCACCAAAAUCCCACCUGCUCUUCCGGGCCAAUUAGCGUCACCGUGUGCCAAAGUACCACAAUCUGACAAGCUGGCUUCACCAGAAGCUGCUGGGCCUGAUACCACAGCCAACUCUACAACUCCCUACUCUGAUUCUCCAAACGACCGCCACACAUUAGCCGCUAAGCUCGACCUGCCCCCCUCUGCUCCUUUAAGUUCACUUCAGUUCUCUCCAUCACCGUCCGUUGAAACUUUUCCCAUCACCUCUUUGCUCAUUUCUUCCCCUCCACAAAUAGAAACCUCCCCGACUGCUGCUCCCUGCUUGUCUUCACAGCCUGCCUCACCCUCAUGUCCUCCUGCUCCCCUCGCCUGCACAACUCCCUCUACACCUGUCUCCCGUCCUUCGCCAACAUCUUCUACCAAACUGGCCCAAAAUGCUUCCCCUCCUCAUCCUGCCAAACAAGCAGCAUCCCAGUCUUCCUCGCCCACAAAACAAGCAUCGCCCUCCCCUGUCUCCCCGAUCCAGCCUGUUGUGUUCUUCCCGCUCUCAUCCCCGACAAAAUGUGAACCCUCGUCCCUCUCUCCUAUCCAUCCAACCCUGUUUCCUUCUCCUCCUUCCACACCCCUCAGAUCCACCACCCCACCCUCUCCUGUUUGCCCUUCUUCUCCCUGCUGAAGAACUUAUGGAGAAAAUCUAAAUAGUCUGCCAUCCCCACUUCUCCUUUAUCCAUGUACAGAAACCGUAGGAUAAACUUCACAAUUAGCAUUUCUCAGUAGCUGUAAACUGAGCCAGUGACUGCUGUGUCCACCUUUUGCCCUCAUAUUCUUCACCCACUCAUUUUAUUAGACGACGGGAUACGAGGCAUUUUCUGGAAUCUGUUGAUUGUAUAUAUGUUUUUAUUUAUUAACUGAGGAUGCAGAAAGGGAAUGAACUGAAUAUCACUCUUCUGAGGGGUUUGUCUUUUGAUUUCAUACACUGCUGAGUCAGAUUUGUUUUAGCGUCCCAUUUGGACUCCCUCUGGUCCCUUUGUAAAGGGUUAUUAAAUCCAAAUGCAUCACAAACUCCCAUUGCUUUAGCAGAGAGACUACUCUGUGUGUAAUUCAAAGCCCUAAACUUGCUAGACUACCUGUAAUGUAGCCAUCCUGAUGGUAACAGCCAAUUUACAAUUUCAUGUAUUGUAUAAAGAUGUCUGCCAAAGUACCACGUAGUUAAUGAGUCACAAAAAUGUUUUAAGCAGCUUUAGCUCUGCAUCUGUGUUUGCAUAUAAAAUUGGGGAUUAUCAGACCUGCUAAAGCUGAAAGAAAUGGCUGUUCACAAUCAAUUUAACAGGUACGUCUACCAUCCAAAUUACCUCUAGUGCAGCAGUUCCCAAAAUAUUGUGGUUUGCAGUUCCUCACAGUAAAUUGUAUAGAUGCCCC